Monascus purpureus is the source of this 989-nucleotide messenger RNA. The record is from the annotation of a GenBank genome assembly. NCBI's taxonomy places the organism in Eukaryota, Fungi, Ascomycota, Eurotiomycetes, Eurotiales, Aspergillaceae.
GGAACAUCUUUGCCUUCUCUCACCCCAGAACCGGCAGAGACCGUUGAGGAUCUAGGCUUUAAUAUCCUUUGCAUCCGAAUAUCUUAAUCUUACCCAGACUACGUUCGUCAUCUCUUGAUAGAGAUGUCUGCAAGCCCGUCUCCUUCUGCUGGUGGCGACACCAAGCAGUCCGACCAGGUUCACUUUCGUUUCUGUCGAGAAUGCUCCAAUCUACUCUAUCCGAAAGAGGAUCGCGUUACGAACCAACUAAUGUAUUCCUGCCGAACAUGCCAUGUUUCCGAGCCUGCCACCUCAUACUGCGUCUAUCAGAACAAUUUGAACAGUCAAGUGGGAGAUACUGCCGGCGUGACUCAAGAUGUGAUAUCAGAUCCUACGCUUCCGCGGUCUAAUAAAAUGUGCCCUAGCUGCGGUGAAAACGAAGCAGUCUUCUUUCAGUCCCAACAGCGGUCGGCCGAAACUGGGAUGAAACUCUACUAUGUUUGCUGCACUUGCGGUAACGUCUUCACAUGAUCCCUUCUUGCAUCACGACCUUCAUUACGACCUUCCUCAAUCUAUACAUGAUACCCAGUCUCUCUCCACCCUUUGACUGUGGAGCCGAUGAAUUGCAUGGUGUCGAAAUUUCUUCAGCCCGCUACUUUGGCUAUCAGCUGCCUAGAUCUUCACUCAAUGACCAGAAGGAUUUAUAAGGCGGGAUAUGGCCAUUAUACGGUCCGAAAGGGAUGGAUGUUCUAUUAGCAUGAAAGCGAAUCUGCGGUCUGGGACAAUAUACGGAUCCAAUAUGGCUUAGUAUUUUCGACUAGAAGCCGAGCAGCUGCGGCCAUUCUAUUUUAUCGUCUCCUUUGUUGUUUCGUUUGAAGCGAACUAUGUAUAAAUACGUGAAUCUUGAAUUAUUAUCUUGUCUAUCACCAUACACUUGUCCGACAAGAAACGAGGUUGGAUGACGCUAGAUAUACUAUUAGCCUCAACACAUUUCUACUUUAUUACAGUUC